UAUCGUUUUGAGGCAAAAAAAUAUCACAUACAUUACUCUUAAUUACUUGAAUUAUUCUUUUAAUUUUUUUCACGUUCAUGUUCCGGCCGCUGCAAUGGGUUUCUUAGAUCAUUGCGCCGACGUUUGCAACUUCUCUCACGGUCAUAGCCACGACAGUAAGAAGCUAAAAAAGAACCAGCAACUUCAGAGGGUGGAGAUAAAAGUGAAGAUGGAUUGCGAGGGGUGCCAGAAGAAGGUGAAGAAAUCGGUGGAGGGAAUGAAAGGCGUGACGGAGGUGGAGGUGGACCCCAAACGGAGCAAGCUCACGGUGGUGGGUUACGUGGAUUCCAACAAGGUUCUGAACCGGGUCCGCCAUCGGACCGGGAAGGCAGCCGAGCUCUGGCCUUACGUACCGUACGACGUCGUUGAACACCCUUACGCGCCUGGAGCCUACGACAAGAAGGCGCCGCCUGGGUACGUGCGGAAUGUGGCGGCCAACCCCGAGGUGGCGCCGCUCGCACGUGCCGGAUCGUUUGAGGUUAAAUACACCACCGCCUUCAGCGAUGAGAAUCCCAAUGCUUGCGUUCUAAUGUAAUACAAAAAUGUAACGUUAGUUGUGUUAUGUAAAUAAAAUGUAAUCCAAGGACUUAACAUGUAAACAAAUCUAUUAAUAUUGUUUGAGAUUUUUAUUUUUAUUU
Molecule: messenger RNA, 677 nt
Organism: Cucumis sativus (cucumber)
Lineage: Eukaryota; Viridiplantae; Streptophyta; Magnoliopsida; Cucurbitales; Cucurbitaceae
Product: heavy metal-associated isoprenylated plant protein 27
Exons: 2
Coding region: 95-574 (159 amino acids)
Molecular function (GO): metal ion binding
Source: RefSeq, a predicted model, not a curated record